AUGCCUGCACCACACGGAGGAAAAUUACAAGAUUUAGUCGCUAGAGACUUACCUCGUCACGACGCCUUAUUGGAAGAAUCAACCAAGUUGACUCAUCAAUGGGUUUUAACAGAACGUCAAAUCUGUGAUAUUGAACUGAUCUUAAAUGGUGGGUUCUCCCCGCUUAAUGGGUUUUUAAACCAAGCAGAUUACGAUUCCGUAGUCUCUACCAGUCGUCUUGUAGACGGUACCCUAUGGCCAAUGCCAAUCACUUUGGAUAUUAAUGAUGAAUCCUUCAUCAAAAGUGGUAUUCAAACUGGAGAACGUAUUGUUCUAUCUCAAGAUGGUGAAAUUCCAAUCGCUAUCCUAACAAUUGGAGACAUUUGGCAACCAAACAAAUCUCUAGAAGCUGCUAAUGUAUUUCGUGGUGAUCCUGAACAUCCAGCAAUUCGUUAUUUGAAUGAGCAAGCUGGUGAUUGGUACAUUGGUGGUUCCUUAGAAUGUAUCCAACUACCUGUCCAUUAUGACUACCCUGGCGCUCGUAGAACCCCAGCUCAAUUGAGAGCAGAAUUUGAUUCUCGUCACUGGGAUCGUGUUGUUGCCUUUCAAACUAGAAACCCAAUGCAUAGAGCCCAUAGAGAAUUGACUGUUAGAGCUGCUAGAGAGACUAAUGCUAAGAUCUUGAUUCAUCCAGUGGUUGGGUUGACCAAACCUGGUGAUAUUGACCAUCAUACAAGAGUGCGUGCCUAUAAUGAAAUUGUUAAAAGAUACCCUGCCGGGAUGGCUCUGGUAUCCUUAUUACCAUUGGCAAUGAGAAUGGCCGGUGAUCGUGAGGCUCUAUGGCAUGCAAUCAUUAGAAAAAAUUAUGGUGCUACCCAUUUCAUUGUUGGUAGAGAUCAUGCAGGUCCAGGUAAAAACUCAAAGGGUGUCGAUUUCUAUGGUCCUUAUGAUGCUCAAGAAUUAGUUGAAUCACAUCGUGAUGAAUUACAAAUUACUGUAGUACCAUUUAGAAUGGUUACUUACUUACCAGAUGAAGAUAGAUAUGCUCCAAUUGAUACUGUGGAUACAUCAGUUACACGUACUUUGAAUAUUAGUGGUACUGAAUUAAGACGUCGUUUAAAGGUCGGUGCUUCCAUCCCAGAAUGGUUCUCUUACCCAGAAGUCGUUAAAAUUCUAAGAGAAUCUAACCCACCAAGACCAAAACAAGGGUUUGCUCUAUCUUUAUUACCUGAGAAUUUAAAUGUCUCUACAAGACAAUUAUCAACUGCAUUAUUAUCUAUCUUCCUUCAAUUUGGUGGUGAAAGGUAUUAUAAAGUCUUAGAUCGUCAAUUUGGAAACAAUGACAUUUUACGUGAAUUGAUAAAUGAUUUUGUCCAAGCUGGUUCAGGUCUAAUUAUUCCAUCUGAUGUCACCGAAGUUAAGGGUGGAUUGACAAACGUUUACACUGUCGGUAAUUCUGAUGACGCUGAUAUCAAAGUUAGUGGAACCGACAGUUCUGUAUUUGAUAUCGUUCAAAGAGUAGUCUUAUUCUUGGAAGAUAAUGGUUAUAUCAACUUUUGA
Maudiozyma saulgeensis is the source of this 1539-nucleotide messenger RNA. NCBI's taxonomy places the organism in Eukaryota, Fungi, Ascomycota, Saccharomycetes, Saccharomycetales, Saccharomycetaceae. The record is from the annotation of a GenBank genome assembly.